UCUCUCUCCUCUGUUCUAACUCCAACUCCAUCCUCAACAAUGGAGUUCGGCAAAUUCUGUGCUUUCCUUUUCCACUUCUUCACAAUUCUUUUACUAAACAGAGCUUCUGCUCAACAAGAAGCCUCUGUUAAUGGCGCUUCUCAGAAAGCAGCAUUGCUUUCGUUCAAAAACGCCAUCGUUUCUGACCCACAGAACUAUCUCAAGGACUGGGAAUCUUCUUCAACGCUUCAUUUCUGCAAUUGGGCUGGCAUUAACUGCAAUAAUUCAACCCAAGAAAUCGAAAAGCUCGAUCUCAGCGAUAAAUCCCUCAAAGGGACAAUUUCUCCAUCUCUUUCUUAUCUCUCUUCCUUAACCAUUCUCGACCUCUCUAGAAACUGGUUCGAAGGUUCAAUCCCAAUGGAGUUGGGGUUUCUUGUUAAUCUUCAACAACUCAGCUUGUCAUGGAACCACCUCCAUGGAAAAAUCCCCACAGAGCUUGGAUUUCUUCAGAAAUUGGCGUUUCUCGAUCUGGGUAGCAACAAACUUGAAGGGGAAAUUCCUCAGAUGCUGUUCUGUAAUGGGUCGAAUUUGUGUUUGAAAUACAUAGAUUUGUCGAACAAUUCAUUAGGCGGCGAAAUCCCUGUAAGAAAUGAAUGUCAUUUGCCAGAGUUGAUGUAUCUGUUGCUUUGGUCAAACAAAUUGGUGGGACAGGUUCCUGCGGCGCUUUCGAACUCCGCCCAAUUGAAAUGGCUGGAUUUGGGGUCAAAUAAGCUCAGCGGCGAGUUGCCUUCUGAAAUUGUUGCCAAAAUGCCAUUGCUGCAGUACCUUUACUUGUCUGACAAUGAGUUCAUUAGCCAUGAUGGUAACUCAAAUCUCCAACCCUUUUUUGCUUCUUUGAUGAAUUCUUCAAAGCUUCGAGAGCUUGAGUUAGCUGGAAACCGUCUUGGUGGAGAGAUUCCUUCCAUUAUCGGUGAUCUUCAUGUCAAUCUCUCACAGCUUCAUUUGGAUGGCAAUCUUAUCUAUGGCGCAAUCCCUCCUUCCAUUUCAAACCUUAAAAAUCUUACCCUUUUGAACUUGUCUAGUAACCUUCUUAAUGGAACGAUACCUUCUGAGCUUUCCAGAUUGAGGAAUCUCGAGAGGUUUUAUCUCUCAAACAAUUCAAUUUCUGGUGAAAUCCCAUCUUCCCUUGGCGAAAUUCCUCGUCUGGGUCUUCUUGAUUUGUCUCGAAACAACCUCUCUGGCUCUAUUCCUGAGGCUUUGGCUAAUCUUUCCCAGUUGAGAGAAUUGGUUCUUUAUAGAAACAGUCUCUCAGGAACAAUCCCAUCAAGCUUGGGGAAAUGCAUCAACUUGGAGAUUUUGGACCUUUCUAGCAACCAAAUUUCAGGGGCUAUUCCUAGUGAAGUUGCAGGAUUAAGGAGCUUGAAAUUGUAUUUGAACCUCUCAAGCAACCAUUUACAAGGGCCGUUGCCAUUGGAGCUCACCAAAAUGGACAUGAUCCUUGCAAUCGACUUGUCCUCCAACAAUCUCUCAGGUUCAAUUCCAUCUCAGCUUGAGAACUGUAUUGCACUAGAAAUCCUCAAUCUAUCAGGCAAUUCCUUCGAUGGGCCUUUGCCGAUUUCAAUUGGGGAACUCUCGUAUCUCCGAACAUUUGAUGUUUCUUUCAAUCAGUUAACUGGAAACAUCCCAGACAGUCUUCAAACAUCUUCAACUCUCAAACAGCUCAACUUCUCCUUCAACAAAUUUUCAGGGAAAAUCCCAAACGAUGGAGUGUUUUCAUGGCUGACAAUCUCAUCGUUCCUUGGAAACAAUGAUCUGUGUGGCUCAAUCAAAGGCUUACCGAAAUGCAGAGAGAAGCACAAGCGGCAUAUCCUCUCAAUUUUGAUGUCUUCAUCAGCAGCUUUGGUGUUCUGCAUGAUUGGGGUUUCAUUAGCAGCUCUAAGAUCCAAACUGAGGAAACGUUUCCCAGUUUUCAACAAAAGGGAUUUGGAAGAAGGUGAAGAAGAAGAAGAAGAAGAAGAAGAAGAAGCAGAGAGAAAAGAAAGAAAGUACCCAAGAAUCUCAUACGGACAACUUGUGGAAGCCACUGGUGGGUUCAGCUCUUCCAGCUUAAUCGGCUCCGGAAGAUUUGGAGAUGUGUACAAGGGAAUUCUAGCAAACAACACCAAAAUCGCAGUGAAAGUUUUGAAUCCAAUUAGAACAACAGGGGAAAUCACAGGGAGUUUCAAAAGAGAAUGCCAAGUUUUGAAAAGAACAAGACAUAGGAAUUUGAUGAAGAUCAUAACAACAUGUAGUAGGCCAGAUUUCAAGGCUUUGGUUCUUCCAUUGAUGUCAAAUGGGAGCUUGGAAAGCCAUAUGUAUCCAAGGCAGGGACAAGAGCAAGAACCCAGUUGGUGCAAGAUUGAUUUGGUUCAAGUGGUGAGCAUUUGCAGCGAUGUGGCUGAAGGAGUGGCGUAUUUACACCAUCAUUCGCCGGUGAAAGUGGUGCAUUGUGAUCUUAAACCAAGCAACAUUCUCCUUGAUGCAGACAUGACUGCUUUAGUCACUGAUUUUGGAAUUUCCAAAUUGGUGAGCGGUGGAGACGAUCAAAAUGAUUCGGCUUCUUUCAGUUCAACUCAUGGCUUGCUCUGUGGAUCCGUUGGUUACAUCGCUCCUGAAUAUGGCUUAGGAAAAAGCGCAUCAACAGAGGGGGAUGUGUUCAGCUACGGAGUACUUCUUUUAGAAUUCAUAACUGGGAAACGGCCAACAGACCAUUCUUUCCAGCAAGGAGCAGGGCUUCACGAAUGGAUCAAAAGCCAAUACCCACACAGCCUAGACCCUUUAGUCGACGACGCCAUGGAUAGAUACUGCAGGGCGGCGGAGGCGGUGACUGGGCGAAGACCUUGCAAGAGGCUGUGGCGGGAAGUGAUAGUGGAAGUUAUAGAAAUGGGGGUGAUGUGCACGCAGUUCUCGCCGUCGAUGAGACCCACCAUGGUCGACGUGGCUCAAGAAAUGACGCGUUUGAAGGAAUAUCUCUCGCAUUCUCUGUCGUCGGUUUAUACGCGGCGGCGAUGAUGUAAUUAUUAACGGUGGUUGUUGAUCCAUUUGUUUUCCGACAUGGUUUCAUCAACUGAAAUUUUUGUAGUUUUCUUUUUUUU
Molecule: messenger RNA, 3113 nt
Organism: Cucurbita pepo subsp. pepo (vegetable marrow)
Lineage: Eukaryota; Viridiplantae; Streptophyta; Magnoliopsida; Cucurbitales; Cucurbitaceae
Product: putative leucine-rich repeat receptor-like serine/threonine-protein kinase At2g24130
Biological process (GO): protein phosphorylation
Molecular function (GO): protein kinase activity; protein binding; ATP binding
Source: RefSeq, a predicted model, not a curated record